UUCAGCUCCAUGUUUUGACGAAAACCCGACGAAUUAUGUCGAAAAUGACCAACGUAAAUUCAAGUUUGGCUUACGAAAUAUUGUUGUACCUGAAUAAUUUUUACUUAGGCAUGUUUUUCGUGUGUGAAGUGGCCAUUGGGAUUUUGAAAGCGAUAAAUGUGUCGUACCCGGAGAACGCCUUGCUAACUGAAACUGGUAUUUUCGGCGCCUUGUGUGUUAUCGAGGCUUUCCGCAUAUUUUUGGGACAGAGAGGAAACUUGUCUAGUAAAAAGGUUCCUGUGUUCUUUUCAGUCCUACUCACAAUACCUUCAGCAGUAGGUGUCUGCUACUUCCUUAUCUACCAAACCUACAUUAUAAGGUUGGAAUACAUCUGGUGCGCCGUUAUGCUCAUGUUUCACGCCUUGGAGAUGGCCUUCGCCAUUCUGUUCAUGUUCACAGUGUGCAAAAACCAGCAGUAUGACUAGAACAAGUUCCAAAGUACCUCAGUGCCAAAGAGAUACUAAUGAAUGCCAAAAGCUGACUGAAAAACUAUAACAUUCCAAUUUUAAAACAGUGUUCUUCUGUUUAUAAAGUUGUCUCUUAUUUUAUAUACAAGUGAUUUAGGUAAGAGCCAUUUAAAGGGAAGUUUGUAGGAUAUAUUUAGGUGAAAGUAGUUAGGUAACAUAUUUGCUUUAAAGCCUAAGUAUUAUGUAGUUUAUAUUUAAGUGUUGUUUCAAGCUUACUAGUUGUUAAAAAAUAGCCUUAAAUUUUUGUCAUAAAAUGAUAUUAACUCAAUGCACAGAUUUGUAUCCGAAUGUUGUAAUAGCUUUGUAUACCACAAAUAUAUAUAUGAUAGAUACCAAAAUAUACCAUUUAUACAUUUUUACUUACAUACAUUAUUGAUCAAUCCAAAGGAGAGGUUACAGCCGAAAAUAUAGUUAAUACUCCAGUGAAUUAUUUAAUUUUUAUAUAUUUUAUUCUUUAGAACUUACAAAAUAAAUAAAUCUUGAGACUAGUCUCAAAAAUAAUUUAUUUUAUGUACUGUCUUGAAUUUAACACAUUCAGGUCCAAGAACCCGACUGUCGUGUACACUGUUUGUAGCGACUACGCGCUCCAUACGGCGAAACCGUGGGUACGCGCUACGAGCGUAACCCGUAGCACUUAGUGUGGCAAUUAAUGUGUUAAAUGUGUUUAUUGAUGCAGUUGAUUAUAUCUUGUUAGUGUAGGGGACUGUCAGCUUCAAAAAAUCAAAACCAUUGGACCAUAUUAUAGUAAAAUUACUACAGAUUUGACAAAUACUAGGACACAGUACUAGGGAGUGCUCCCAGUACUGGUUAUCUAUACAAACACAGUACCGGAACUGGGAAUUCCCGGUUCUCGCCAUACAAACUCAGUACCGGGAGC
Messenger RNA from Cydia fagiglandana, 1383 nucleotides. Its product is annotated as transmembrane protein 216-like. Gene Ontology annotation, cellular component: ciliary transition zone. NCBI's taxonomy places the organism in Eukaryota, Metazoa, Arthropoda, Insecta, Lepidoptera, Tortricidae. Gene Ontology annotation, biological process: non-motile cilium assembly. The transcript is spliced from 2 exons. The coding region runs from base 36 to 464 and encodes 142 amino acids. The record is from RefSeq and is a predicted model, not a curated record.